AUGGGCCGGAAAAUAUCGUUCAUGCACCUAUGGUAUCUUGACCAUAUCUCCUGGAACAUCGACUACCAGGAUUAUUACAAGUGUGAUCCUCAUGAUUUCGACGGAUCGGAUGCGCAAAAACGGAUGGUUAUGGGUGGAGAGGCUGCUAUGUGGGGCGAGAUGGUAGAUGCUACUAAUGUUAUACAAAGAAUUUUCCCACGCACUUCCGCGGUAGCGGAGAAGCUGUGGAGCAGUGCGAAAUUCACGAAAGCCGACCCCGCUACCGUAUGGCCCCGCCUCCAAGAAAUGCAAUGCCGUAUGGUGCGACGGGGUUUCCCGGCCCAACCUGGCUACGGUCCCGGAUUUUGCGAGGUGGAGUACGAGCCGAAUUUGCCGGAUUUUGAUAAC
Messenger RNA from Mesorhabditis spiculigera, 387 nucleotides. The record is from the annotation of a GenBank genome assembly. Lineage: Eukaryota; Metazoa; Nematoda; Chromadorea; Rhabditida; Rhabditidae.